AUGCCAUUUGGUUUGACCAAUGCUCCCGUGGCCUUUGUAGAUUUGAUGAACCAUGUGUUUCAGCCAUACCUAGAUCAAUUUAUGGUGGUGUUCAUUGACAAUAAUCUGGUAUAUUCUCAUAUAGAGGCAGAACAUGAUGAGCACUUGAGGAUUAUUGUACAAACACUGAAAGAGCAUCGUCUGUAUGCCAAACUAAGAAAAUGUGAAUUCUGGCUUCGAGAGAAGGAACUUAAUUUAAGACAACAGUGUUGGCUCAAGCUUUUUAAGGAUUAUGACUGCGAGAUUAAUUACCACCUAGGUAAAGAUAAUGUUGUUGCUGAUGCUUUGAGCCGUAAGAAAAUAUCUGAUUUGAGGUCAUUAUUUGCCAAGAUGAAGUUAUAUAAUGAUGACAUUCUAUCAGCAAAAUUACAGGCUAAGCCUACCUUGGCCGAGGAGAUUAAGGCCAAGCAGUUUCUAGAUAGCUCUUUGCUUCCCAUUAUUGAGCAAGUUGAGCAGGGGCCUACCUCAUAUUACAUUUUUGAACAUGAUGAAAUUUUGUGCUUCAAGGGUUGUUAUUAUGUACCCGAUGAAAAAGAGUUGAGGUGGGCUAUCUUUGAUACUGUUUGGUUGCCAUGA
This is a messenger RNA of Hibiscus syriacus, 615 nucleotides long. RefSeq lists its product as uncharacterized. The record is from RefSeq and is a predicted model, not a curated record. The transcript has 2 exons. Bases 1 to 615 code for a protein of 204 amino acids. NCBI's taxonomy places the organism in Eukaryota, Viridiplantae, Streptophyta, Magnoliopsida, Malvales, Malvaceae.